Molecule: messenger RNA, 1873 nt
Organism: Drosophila novamexicana
Lineage: Eukaryota; Metazoa; Arthropoda; Insecta; Diptera; Drosophilidae
Product: protein hemingway
Exons: 4
Coding region: 145-1791 (548 amino acids)
Biological process (GO): spermatogenesis
Molecular function (GO): protein binding
Source: RefSeq, a predicted model, not a curated record
AUUCUCAAUAAUACGACUCGAUAAAGACAUUUAUAUUUGUUCCUAUUAUUUUACAAAAAUAAAAAAAAUCUGGAUCGUAACGCAAAAAAACAUAAAAAUCACACUGAUCAAGCCGGAAAAUAGUAUACGCCGCAGUACAACAAAAUGACAACGCCGCCGGUCAACUCUGAGGAGGACUUCUACAUGGAUGAGCCAUUUGAUGAUGAGUCGCCGUCCGAGGUUGAGGACGGACAGGAGUACGAAGAGGGAGAGCCAAUUGAGGAGCAGAGCGAUUCUCAAAGCGACACCGAUGUCGAGGCCGAGUUUCUGCGCGGUAAUCCCCAUGCACGUCGUCAACAGAUCUUUGCCAAACGCUCAAGCGGCAGCAGCGGAUUUGCACGCCAAACCAAAAUGACCUACGCCAGCUCCUCGUCCGAGGACGAAUCACGGGUGGUCAUCACCAAGACGGUGGUCGAAGUAAAUAAUUCAAUGCAGCUGACAGAUGAUGAAACCAUGUCGGUGCGCACACUAAUACCAAACAGCGGUAAGAACGAUAACGGCAAUCUAACCGAGCUGGAAUUGGACGAUAAUGAAUUAACUGAAGUGGAGGACGAGAUGGAAAAUGAGAUGGCCGAAGAGGAGGAAAUUGUGUCGGAUAAUGAAUAUGAUGACAACGAUUUGGCAUCCGAGAAAGAUGAUGUGGAAAUAGGGCAAUUGGAAGACGACGAAGAGCAGGAGGAAGAAAUCGUUGAUGUUCAACUAAAGCAAUCAAACAAUGAUCUAGUCGAUGUCGAAGAUGCCAACGAAAGCGACACGGAGGACACCGCUCAAAACGACCCAGCAGACAGUGAGCUGGGUGAUAUGACUAUGCCAGAUAAUCAAAAUGUGACAAAACGACAAAAAAAGAAGCGUGGACAUCAGUACCAUCCGAAUUUAUUAAGGAAACCCAUUGUGGAUGAAGAUGCACCACUUGUGCCCAAGCUGGAAAAUAUCUAUGAUGACAACGGGGAAGAGGUUUAUAAUCUGGACGAGGAUGGACUUGCAGCAGGUGAUCCGCUAAAUGUCAAGUUUUUGGAACAGCAAAUGACACAAAUGUCGGAGAUGAUUAUGAAAACAUUCCGUCUGAAUGGCGGCUCCGCAGACAACAGUGCACUGGAACAGCUGGCUUUGGCCACAAAACUGAUGAAAAAGCAAGGCAAGAAACUGUCCGAAUUGGAUGUGGAUGACGAGGCUGACUCACUGGUGUCUGACAAAACUUCAGCUACGGUGCUCUCGGAAAAAGUAGGACGUGGCAACUGCCGUUGCCCGUCAAGCACAGACAUUAAUGAGUCCGAGCAGGAUAUGUUUCUGAUGGAUGAGUGCGGCCAGGGCGAUGGCCUGUUGCGCUAUUCACAUCAUAAACAAUCCCAAUCGGCUCGCAUCAACAGCCUGACACCCAGCAGUUUCAACAGUGACAACAGUGGCUAUCAUGCUGAAGUUCGGCGUCCUCGUUCCGUUGCCUCCUCGGAAGUCAACUACAAGAAUUUGGGACGCAAGAGCUUCAGCUUCACCAAUCCACAAGUGCGCGAGAUUGAGCGACAGAAUAAUAUUUUGCUGAAGAAAAUGAUGAACGUUAAGCCCACAAUUAAGCCAACCAUUAACGCAACCAAAUCCAACACUAAUCUGCAAGCAAAGAAGCAGGCGCCACCGGCGCCACGCUUGACAAGCGCUGCGGUUAAUCGAAAGAAAUAUCAACGACAGAUCGACUUGGAUAAUGAUGUACUCAAGCGCAAGCUGGAAGCGGUUGGAUCUCGCCGGCCCAUAUUCAAGUGAACGCGCAUCUGUUCGUUAAUAUAAUUAUUAUAAUUUCAAAAAUGUUCAAAAGCGAAUUUACCAAAUUAAAAUUUAAUGCAAG